This is a messenger RNA of Triticum aestivum (bread wheat), 837 nucleotides long. RefSeq names its product norbelladine synthase-like. Gene Ontology annotation, biological process: abscisic acid-activated signaling pathway; defense response. Gene Ontology annotation, cellular component: cytoplasm; nucleus. The record is from RefSeq and is a predicted model, not a curated record. The transcript has 2 exons. Bases 85 to 582 code for a protein of 165 amino acids. Lineage: Eukaryota; Viridiplantae; Streptophyta; Magnoliopsida; Poales; Poaceae. Gene Ontology annotation, molecular function: abscisic acid binding; signaling receptor activity; protein phosphatase inhibitor activity.
CAAACUGAAAUCUAUAUAUGUACACAGGCGCACUCGUUGGCAAGCCACACAGAGGUCAACAAAAGCAAGAUUACUCCAAAAGAAAUGAAAGGGAGCCUCUGCCAUGAGUUGAAGAGUAGCCUGCCAGCAGCCGAGGUAUGGGAGGUCUAUGGAGGCCUCCUUUUGGGCCAGUUGAUCCCUCAAUUGCUUCCUGACGUGCUCUCGAAGGUCGAGGUUGUGGUUGGAGAUGGUGGUGUUGGAACAGUCUUGCGUCUCACCUUUCCUCCUGGAAUCCCUGGAUUGGAAUACCAGAAAGAGAAGUUCAUCAAGAUUGACAAUGAUAACUUUGUCAAGGAGGCACUGGUAAUAGAAGGAGGUCUCCUCGAUCUAGGAUUUCUGAAGUAUUUGGUACGACUAGAGAUUGUCGGAGAUGCAGAUAAGACAUGUAUAAUAAGAUCAACAGUGGAAUAUGAAGUUGAGGAUGAGCACACAGGUAACGCAUCCUUUAUCACCACCAGCACUUUCGCUCGUAUUGCUGAGGCCAUCACAAAGUACAUCAAGGCGCAGAAGGGCGAUGAGAAAGCCCCCGAGGAAACUUCGUAAGAACAAAUUAAAGCAUCCCACCAGGCCGAUGCGUAAAAUAAGUUAGAGUGACUUCAGGUGUAAUCUGUUUUACUGCUUGCAUUUGUCGUAUGUUUACAUGCUGUUGUCAUGCAUAGUGAACUCUGGAGAACAUCUAUGAUUUAGAAUACUCUCAGCGCGAUGGAGCUUAAUUUUGACUUUUAGAGACACAGUAAAUCAAUGCUGGUACAUCAAAUGCGUGCAACAAAAGAAUAAAGCUAUUUACCAUACUUUGAA